Molecule: messenger RNA, 1194 nt
Organism: Aspergillus aculeatus ATCC 16872
Lineage: Eukaryota; Fungi; Ascomycota; Eurotiomycetes; Eurotiales; Aspergillaceae
Product: LSB5 family protein
Exons: 4
Coding region: 1-1194 (397 amino acids)
Biological process (GO): endocytosis; actin cortical patch localization; actin filament organization
Cellular component (GO): actin cortical patch
Molecular function (GO): phosphatidylinositol binding; ubiquitin binding
Source: RefSeq, a predicted model, not a curated record
AUGUUUCACUCCUCGAAGCCAUACACCGCCGUGACGGUGCAAAUCGAAGUACUCACUAGCGAACAAUACGAUGUCGAAGACUCCAGCGGAAUUGUCGACCUGAUCGAAGCUAUCCGCAUACAAGCUAGUGGACCGCGGGAAGCCAGUCGUGCGCUGCGCAAGAAGCUCAAGUAUGGCAAUCUCCACCGCCAACUACGAGCCCUCACGAUCCUCGAUUUCUUGAUACAGAACACCGGCGAUCGGUUCCUGCGCGAAUUCGCGGACGAGCCCUUGCUGGAACGGUUGCGCAUCGCUGCCACCGACCCAGUCUCUGAUCCCCUGGUCAAACAGAAAUGCAAGCAGUUGUUCGGACAAUGGGCCGCAUCAUACAAGGACACCCCCGGCAUGGAGCGGGUGACGGCGCUCUAUCGCCAGUUGCCCAAACGCAAGCAGCCGGCUACCCAGGCGAAGGCCAAAGUGCUGCGCGACUCGGCCACAACCGACGAGCCCGUCAUGGGACAUACGGUGUCGGUCUCCGCCGGCAACGGGCCCGCGACCGUCCUCAGCGGACCGAAACACAAGCACACAUCCAGCCGUUCCUCGCGCAAGGAGAAGAAGGAGAAGAGGACGCUCAGCCGCAGUUUCAGCCUGGACAAGGAGAAGCCGGACAUUUUGCAGACGCUGGCGUCCUCCUCGGUCGCCAGUACGAACCUUCUCAACGCGCUCAAGUUGGUCAACCGCGAGACACACCGGGUCAGCGAAGACGCAGAGGUUCUCAACCGGUUUGAGACCUGCAAGACGCUCCGGCGCCAGAUCCUGCGGUACAUCCAGCACGUCGAAAGCGAGGAGUACCUAGGCAGCCUAAUCCAUGCUAACGAGGAGCUCGUCACGGCGCUGAUGGCCUUUGAGGUCCUGGACAAGAGCGUUGACUACGACAGUGACAGCGACCAAGACGUGAUUGAGAGCGGCUGGACCCCGGACCGCGACGACCUCCCCGAGUCCUUCGCCGGGUUGACUGUCAACCCGCCUAAGCCUCCGCGUCCGCCCCGGCCGCUCAGCUUAUCCGUGCCUUCCUCCUCGUCGAGACACAAGACGUACAGUGAUAGUGAAUCCGAGACUGACGAGGACGACGACGAGAACAAUCCGUUUGGGGACCGGAAUGAAAUCCGGACCCCUGCGUAUGAGAGAAGUGAACCUAUCUGGAAAGAAGUUUGA